Penicillium lagena is the source of this 1191-nucleotide messenger RNA. RefSeq names its product agmatine deiminase family protein. The transcript has a single exon. The record is from RefSeq and is a predicted model, not a curated record. Gene Ontology annotation, biological process: putrescine biosynthetic process. Lineage: Eukaryota; Fungi; Ascomycota; Eurotiomycetes; Eurotiales; Aspergillaceae. Gene Ontology annotation, molecular function: agmatine deiminase activity; protein-arginine deiminase activity. The coding region runs from base 1 to 1191 and encodes 396 amino acids.
AUGACUGCCAAGUUAGUCAAUGCUCCAGAAUACCCACGAAUGUUGGAAUAUGAAUCUAACAUUUUCUUUGCCAGGUUUGAAUACCCAGCUGAAACUACUCGCCAUAUUGCGACAAUUCUCGGAUUUCCCUCCAAAUGCUCAUUGCCUCCUGUCCACUAUCGCAAUGCAUGUGAGGAAAUAUCUCAGCUGGCUAAGUUAGUAUCCGAAUUUGAGCCAGUGCGUCUAUACACGAAGCCUGAAGACGUCAAAUUGGCACAAUCAAUGAUUAGCAACAAAGACUGCGGUUCCUUUGGGGUCGACAUCAUUCCAUUCGACACCAACCAUCUCUGGGUUCGCGAUACAGCGCCAGUAUACGUUAUUGGUGGUGAUUCAAACCCAGAAGACAGAGAUAGGCGGCUAGCGAUCAACUUCAGGUUUCACGAAUGGGGCAACAAAAUCUCUCUGCAGAAUGGAUUAGAGAUCGAUUACGAGUGGCCAGACUUGGGUGAAGAUGAGAUUCGAAAAAAUUCAACUUUCGCCAAACGGGUGAUUGAAAACGAUUUCCACCCUUCCCCAGUGACCUGUAUCGAAUCAAAAGUGUGUUUGGAAGGAGGCGCCAUAGUUUGCGAUGGCGAUGGUACACUGAUCGCCAGUGAAAGCAGUAUCAUUGACAACGAACGAAAUCCCGGACUGUCUAAGCAGACUAUCGAAGAAGAGCUGAGCCGUUUGCUUGGAGUUAAGAAGUUUAUCUGGUUUCCGGGAUUUAAAGACCUGGAUGUCACAGAUGUUCAUGCGGACGCGGAGGUGCAAUUUGUUCGGCCUGGUGUUGUUGUUCUCUCUCGGCCUCAUCAGUCUGCCCCGAAAGAUUGGUGGAAAGUUUACGAGCAAGUGAAAAGAGCACUCACACUUGAAAAGGAUGCAAUUGGUCGCCAAAUUCAAAUUCACACAAUCGAUGAACCCGACCCGAAGUUUACGAAGAGUUCAAAGCAUGAGGAUCCUGCUACCAACUAUGUGAACUUCUAUUUUGUCAAUGGAGGGCUGAUUAUCCCUGGAUUUGGGGAUCCACAAAAGGACAUACAAGCACUGGAGACCAUGAAGGCACUGUGCCCCGAUCGUAUUGUCAAGCAAAUUCAUGUCAAUGCCCUUCCUCUGAACGGUGGCGUUAUACAUUGCUCUACACAGCCUGUCAUUGAUAUCAGCGGCGGUUUCUGA